GCGCGCUUUGUUCGUCACACUACUCCCAUCUUCUCCUCUUCCCAUCCUUCGUCCCCGAACUUCGAAUUCCAUCCAAAUCGCCUCGCUCUUUCGACGAUCAGCUCGUUCGAGGUUGCAGGAGAGAGAGAGGGAGAGAUGAAGAAGAGCAGCAGCAGCGGCGAGUCGGUCAAGCUCGACCGGAAGACGGUGGAGCGGAACCGGAGGAUCCACAUGAAGGGCCUCUGCUUCAAGCUCGCCUCAGUCAUCCCUCCCCACCAUCACAGGUCCGCCUCCAAGGACAUGCUGUCGCAGCAGGACCAAAUCGAUCGGGCCGCCGAGUACAUAUCGCAGCUGAAAGAGAGGAUCGAGAGGCUGAAGGCGAAGAAGGAGCUCAUGGCGGCGCGGCUGAACGUCAGCCGUCAGGAGGAGGGCGGCGGGCCGGCAUUGGGCGAAGGGCCGUUCUGGCGAGCCUCGACCUUGCCGGUCGUCAACAUAAGAGAGUGGGACUCCGGCCUCGAGGUGACCAUCAUCAGCGGGAGCGGGACGAGCAAGAGCUUCAUGCUGUACGAAGCCAUCGGCAUUCUCGAGGAAGAAGGAGCCGAAGUCGUGAGCGCCAGCAGCUCCAGCAUCGGCGACAAGGUCUUCCACACCCUUCAUGCUCAGGUGAGACUUUCUCGUGUUGGAGUGGAGACUUCAAGGGUUAGCCAGAGACUACACGAGCUGGUGUGCUCGUUUUAGCUGCGGCUCGACGGCAAACGAACUGUUUUGACCCAGAAUCCUUAAAGAAAUAUAUAGAUAAUGUUUAGCUUCUUGAUUAGGGCAUGUGAUUAGAAGAUCAAAGAGAUGUUAAGCCUUGUUGGUCCGACCACGUUGUAAAAAAUUUGUAAGUGAGUUGGUAGAGAACCUUGUUCGGAAUGAAGAGUUAAUCUUUUGCAA
This is a messenger RNA of Syzygium oleosum, 915 nucleotides long. RefSeq names its product transcription factor bHLH168-like. Gene Ontology annotation, molecular function: RNA polymerase II transcription regulatory region sequence-specific DNA binding; protein dimerization activity; DNA-binding transcription factor activity, RNA polymerase II-specific. NCBI's taxonomy places the organism in Eukaryota, Viridiplantae, Streptophyta, Magnoliopsida, Myrtales, Myrtaceae. The coding region runs from base 136 to 717 and encodes 193 amino acids. Gene Ontology annotation, cellular component: RNA polymerase II transcription regulator complex. Gene Ontology annotation, biological process: regulation of transcription by RNA polymerase II. The transcript has 3 exons. The record is from RefSeq and is a predicted model, not a curated record.